Molecule: messenger RNA, 2256 nt
Organism: Pseudomyrmex gracilis
Lineage: Eukaryota; Metazoa; Arthropoda; Insecta; Hymenoptera; Formicidae
Product: differentially expressed in FDCP 6 homolog
Exons: 9
Coding region: 358-1968 (536 amino acids)
Cellular component (GO): nucleus; cytoplasm
Source: RefSeq, a predicted model, not a curated record
UGUUGUGUACCGACUGUCGCAACAGAAAGAGAAAUAUACACAAAAGGUUUAAAACUCACCGAGCCAUUGCAACACACCAUUGACAAUGCGAGAAGUAUGGAGAUCAGAUAAUACACAUAUGGACUUAUGUGUGUGAGAUGCGUCAUUCGUUCUCUAACAUCCUAAAUGUCUAAUAUGACCGCAAUGACAAAUGAUCACUCCGUGAUGAUUUGAGGAAAUAAGUAAUGGGGAAAAACUGAACGAUGAUUUGGUCAUUUAAAAGACAGGAGGUAAUAUAAAUGAAACGUACAAAUCGCUGUGUGCAAGGGCACAACGAGAAAAGAGGACAGCUAUAGCCGCGGAUCGAAUUUGUCGACGAUGGCUCAUUUGCUCAAGAAUCUCACUAAUAGCAUCUGGCACGCGUUUCACGCGUUGCAAACCGACACCACCAACACGGUCGCAAAGUCGAAAUUAAAGGUGUUGACGGCCAAUAUCGGAACACUGAUGGAUUUGUAUGGCGUAGAAAAGGGACUGGAACACUACAGGAGUACGCAGAGCCUGACCUUUGAUCACUACAUCUAUUACUUGCAGAAAGAAGUGUUCUCUUCUUUGACUGAUAGCACAUCCAUACAGAUGUUGAGAACGUUGGAGGAAGGAAUCGACGAGAUUUGCUGGCUGGUCUGCAAGAAGAUCUAUCUGGAGAGAUCGAAUCCGGUUUUUGAAGAUCACAGUGUUUAUCAAUUGUUCAGAAUUUACUGUUUACUGGCUGAAACGGACGUGGACGCGACAGAUUUUUAUUUGGUAACAAUGCACAGCGACGAAGUGGCGCAGAUCGCCUCUCAUCUGGUGAUGUCUUUGGGCUUGCAGUGGGACGCAGCAGACUUCUCAGCUUUAUCGGUGGCUAUCGGAAUGUUCAGAUUUUCCACAUUCCUGGCCGUUCUGGAAUCCAAGUACAGCGGCGGCAAUACUUUGGACACUAUGGCGUUGACAGAAGCGAUUGACGACCUUUAUCAGAUCUACAUGGAGAACGUGGUGAAAAAGGGUUAUUUGAUGAAGAAAGGUUUUCUCCUGCCGACGUUGCGGUACUUCUGGUUCGUGUUGCGUCCCGGCGAGUUGACGUAUUAUAAGGAUCCCCAGCAGAAGGAGCCAUCCGGAGUGAUACCGCUGAACUCGAAUUGCUGGGCUGACACUCUGACGACCAGCGGGAAACCCGACAGGAAAUUCGUGCUGAGCACACCCGAGCACAGAUGCAUAGAACUGGUAGCGGAGGAUCACAAGGGCAGGCUGCAAUGGCUCGCAGCGUUGCAAACGGCCAUUCAGCAUUCGGGUGAAAAGAUCAGUUAUCAGAGGAACUUGGCCAAUCAGAGGAGAUCUCUGCGACAAGCCAUCAAGCAAGAGAAAGAGGAAACCAAGCUGGAACUUCAGCACGAAAGACAAGCUAGAAUCGCUGCUGAAAUACAGGCCCAAAAAUUGGAGGUUCUGUCGAAGGAAGAGAGUGCCAAGAUUCAACAGCUGGAGGACGUGAAACAGAAGCUGGAGCUGUUGUUGCAAGAGGAGAAACAGGCUUUACGCGAUGAGGAAAUAGUGCGAAAUCUACAAGCUAGAGUAUUGCGCGAGGAAUGGGAAAAGAGAGAGCAAUUGGAGAAAUUGCAACAGGAGCAACAACAACUGCUGGAAAUGGAAAAAACGAGAAGACUGGAAUUCGAACAAAUGCAGCAGAAAAAUGAACGGCAGUUACAAGACGCUGAAGUGCGACUUCAGCAGUUGGAGGCCGAGAGGGAACAUCUGGGUGCGGAGCUGCGCGCAGCGCGUGAAAAGGUGAAACGCGCCGAGGAGGCUCAACUUCUACUUGAGACGCAAGUCGUGACGCCUACUUUGAGAGGAGGCGAGAGAAUUAGACGCACACAAAGUCUCAUACCCACAACGGAGCGUCCGUUGUCCAUUGAGAAAAUUAAUAACAGGCCUAUAGUGUUACAGAAAAAUGACUGAUGUACAUGCGCAAACAAAGAAGUUUUUUUUUUAUCGCUUAAGUUGUAAGUGUCUUCCAUCGUGUAAUUAAUACAAAGUAUAUUCUUAUAGAAACUACACGCGCGUGUUUAUACACGACGCCGCCGAUUUCAUCGACUUGCCUCGUCCGCAAUCUUAGCCAAAAAUUAUUUUUAGUCAGACAACGCGCAUACAAAUACGUAUAACGAAUUUAUUCUUCAUGCGAACAUAUAAUAAAAUAUACAUACAUACAUAUAUAUAUAUAAUACAUAUAUAUGUAUAUAUAUAUAU